Coffea arabica (coffee) is the source of this 1609-nucleotide messenger RNA. RefSeq lists its product as uncharacterized. The record is from RefSeq and is a predicted model, not a curated record. Lineage: Eukaryota; Viridiplantae; Streptophyta; Magnoliopsida; Gentianales; Rubiaceae.
AUUUCAUUCUCCGACACACUUAUCUUCGUUAUAUCUCAUAUACGUCACGUCAUAAAAGUACUAUAAUAAUUAUUUUUUAAAAUUGAGUUGUAUAUAAAGUAGGCAUUAGGCAAGGAAAGGAUCACAGCAAACUUGCAUAGCAUCUCAAAUCAAAUAACUCUCAGUUUCCUUCCGUAUCUCUCCGGCCAAGAGUUCCGAUUGCCAAUACUCCAUGGGUAAAGGGGCGAGAAACAAGAGGCAUGAAACCGUAACAAAUGAGGCUCAUCGCAUGGGGUUUGCAGUAGUAACUGACAAAGAUUCUGAAACAGAGGUUGCCUCAAUUCAGCAAGUUGAUGCCAAAAUUGAAGCUCUCACCAAUAGGUUCGACAGUAUCCUUGGGGUCGUCAAAAAUAUGUCCAUGCAACUUGAAGAAAUAUCAUGUGGCAUGAAGGGUCUAAUGAACAAGGGGAAGAAGAUGGAUGCUUGUGGCAUAUCAACUCGAGAAGUGUCUGAUAACUUAGAACUGGGGCGAGACAUCAUUGGAGAAUUUCAUAAUCUGAAACAGACGGGCUCUGUCGCGGAGUAUCAAGAGAAAUUUGCUGAGUUGAGAGACUUGUUGAUGACAAUGAAUUACGGGCUUACAGAAGAUUAUUUCAUUUCCAGUUUCCUGAGUGGACUCAAGGAAGAAAUAAGACACGUAAUCUGCAAGCCAAAACCAGAGACCCUUAUUCAUGCUUUCAACCUUGCACGCAUCCAGGAAAUAGCAAUUGAAGUGAUGAAAGUGAAGUUAAUCUCUUCAGAAAUGAGGACUAAUCGAGAGCAAAUCUUGCCUUGUGAAUCAGUUGAUGUUUUCAUUGAUCAAGGCCACCCUGCCAAGUUUAAAGUUUCAGUAGGAGAAAGGGACACAACAGUUAUCAUAUCUACUGGCGUUCCUUAUAGCUUCAUCGACACUGAUGUAGCAAUUCAGGCAGGGUUUGAGAUGGAGGAGACCACACCGCUGCUUGUGAAUUUUGUAUUUGGUCUAUACCAAGCAGUCAGCAGAUUCAGAUGUCCAAGCUUCAGGUGGACCGUGCAAGGUCAUGAGUUCGUAACUGAUAUGAGAAUCGUGGAAAUAAGAGCAUGUGACAUGGUGUUAGGCGGGGACUGGGUCUCAAAUAAUUACCCUUUGACGUUCACUGCAGAUAGGAUUGUCCUGCUGAAGGGUGGAAAGGAAAUAGUGUUGCUAGAUAAAACAGGAUCAGCUAAGCCUAAGAUGAACAAAGGGAAGUAAUUGGAGAAGAAUGAUUGACUAACGCAGCACCUGUGCUAAACAAAUGGUUAGUAGUAAUAGAAAAUGUUCUGUUUAAUCCUUUUUUCUUUUUUUUUUUUUGGUUUAAUAGAGAUUGAGGAGGUUUGAUGACAGACAAGUAUUACUUUGUGAUAAUCCUACUCUCCGGUGUUUAUGUACAGCUGCAUUCUUCCUACCAUUUUUGUCAGUUAUGCUGCGCUGGGAUAGGAAGGGCAAACCGCUGUUCAUUAGCACUAGUAUUUUGUAAAGGGAGAACUCUUUGUAAAGGUUGUCUUUGCUUCUCUAGUUGACUCAAAUCAGAAUUGCAUCCAGUCUAAGUAAAGAUACAUUUGUUUCCAACAA